CAAGAUGCUGGCGCUGUUGCUGUGGGCACUUCACCUCCUGUGUCAGGGAGGCUCGGCUCAGUUGACCCGGACGCAGUUCACCUGCACCGAUGCUUCUGAGUGCCCCUUCUACAUAACUUUGUGUCGAGACCUGGAAUAUGAGACUCGCUUCUACGCGCCGGGUUACUGGGUGGGCACCCCGGUCCUCCCCACUGAGGCAAGGUACAGAGCCAUCGGGCGCCUGAGGGAGUACUUCAACAGGCAGAACAGACCAGUGGUUCAGAUCGAGCGGACGGCACCCACACUCACCCUGUACCGGAACAUCAACGGCGUUCCCAGACCCACGGCUGUCUUCGCCUUCCUGCCCCGUCGGUUUCUCUUCAACCCGCCCGUUCCUCGGGAUGAGCUGGUUUAUCUGACCUAUUCUCCGGCGCAGACAGUGUUUGCGCGGUUGGCCAGUCCCUUCCUCCUCCACCUACAGCGCAGCUCGAAGGAGCUGUUCGAGGACCUGCUGCGGCGGAGGGAGCUCUUCCUGCAGGAUCGCUUCUACGUGGCUGAGUUCAGCAGCCAAAUCCGACUGUUGGGGCGGCGCAAUGAGAUCUGGUACCUGGGCCGGGGGGUAACCCAGUGUGCCCUCCGUCGUGGGAGGAUCUCGUCACAGCAGUGACACCAUCAGACCGAGCCAAUCGCCUGAAACAUCCACCUGAAACCUCCACCUCCUCCACACCUCUCCACCUGUGCCCUGUGGACCGUCCAGUGACACCCACCAGAUAUCCAUGGCUGUGCCCAGGAUUCCCUGCACCCAACCUCCCUCAAACGCCUCGCAGCCUGGAAACCCCGUCCCAAUCUUUCCUAAGAGUCAGCAGACCAGCAGAAGACCAUCCAGUGGGAUCGGGCUGCCCGCUUUCAUGGAUCCCUGUACUGGCUCCCCAUUCUGGGACAAAGUUCGGAAUGUCUCCUGCGCUUCAACCAUCCACGGACAGAGACAGACGCACAAUCCAAGAUGUUGAGAUGUUUCUGUGGGAGAGCCAUAAACCCCAAGAUAAGAGCUGCUUAUUGACCACAGAGUGGCAAAUAACCUUCUCUCGGGAAGUGGGAGUGUGGGGUGAAUCUCUGGAAUUCUCUGCCCUCCAAGGUGUUGGGGACCAGAUCAUUGGAUAGGUUGAAGGGGGAGACAGAUAAAUAUUUGAAAGAUCAAGAAAUUGAGGGCAACGAGGAACUGGAGAGAGGAGUUGAGACAUGGGGCAGAUCAGCCAGUCACAGUGAAUGGGCAGGAUCGAGGGGCCGAAUGGCCUAUUGGUGUUCACUCCGGAAAUCCGGGCUCAGAAUUUUCUGUUCCACCCCGAGGUCCGGCUACAGAACCUGUUCCCCGAAACCUCGGCCACAUUCUCAGCCAAUCUCCAAUUCCGGGAGGGGUCAAGGAGAGGCAUGCCCAGGAUUUUGGAAAAUUGUAAUUCCAUGCCAGAGAAUUUGGGUCUGACUCUGGUCUGAAGCCUGUUGGGAGGGAAUAUCUGCCCAGCAGCUGAGUUCUUCCUCAGUCCCAUGCCAGACAGUGGGGAGCAGAGCUCUGCUAUUGGUUCUUGUGUGGGCGUGGGAUUUAGGGGAUCCCCAUACCAAUGAUUCUCUCACCACUGACCCUACAACACCCUGCUCCCCACACCACAGACCCUACACCCUGCUCCCCACACCACUGACCCUACAACACCCUGCUCCCCACACCACAGACCCUACAACACCCUGCUCCCCACACCACAGACCCUACACCCUGCUCCCCACACCACUGACCCUACAACACCCUGCUCCCCACACCGCUGACCCUACAACACCCUGCUCCCCACACCACUGACCCUACACCCUGCUCCCCACACCACUGACCCUACAACACCCUGCUCCCCACACCGCUGACCCUACAACACCCUGCUCCCCACACCACAGACCCUACAACACCCUGCUCCCCACACCACUGACCCUACACCCUGCUCCCCACACCACUGACCCUACAACACCCUGCUCCCCACACCGCUGACCCUACAACACCCUGCUCCCCACACCACUGACCCUACAACACCAUGCUCCCCACACCGCUGACCCUACAACACCCUGCUCCCCACACCACUGACCCUACACCCUGCUCCCCACACCACUGACCCUACAACACCCUGCUCCCCACACCGCUGACCCUACAACACCCUGCUCCCCACACCACUGACCCUACACCCUGCUCCCCACACCACUGACCCUACAACACCAUGCUCCCCACACCACUGACCCUACAACACCCUGCUCCCCACACCGCUGACCCUACAACACCCUGCUCCCCACACCACUGACCCUACACCCUGCUCCCCACACCACUGACCCUACAACACCAUGCUCCCCACACCGCUGACCCUACAACACCCUGCUCCCCACACCGCUGACCCUACAACACCCUGCUCCCCACACCAUUGACCCUACAACAUCCUGCUCCCCACACCGCUGACCCUACAACACCCUGCUCCCCA
This is a messenger RNA of Pristis pectinata (smalltooth sawfish), 2483 nucleotides long. RefSeq names its product heme-binding protein 2-like. The transcript has 6 exons. NCBI's taxonomy places the organism in Eukaryota, Metazoa, Chordata, Chondrichthyes, Rhinopristiformes, Pristidae. The record is from RefSeq and is a predicted model, not a curated record. Bases 5 to 646 code for a protein of 213 amino acids.